This is a messenger RNA of Synchiropus splendidus (mandarinfish), 2467 nucleotides long. RefSeq names its product lipolysis stimulated lipoprotein receptor (gene lsr). Bases 147 to 2012 code for a protein of 621 amino acids. The transcript is spliced from 11 exons. Lineage: Eukaryota; Metazoa; Chordata; Actinopteri; Syngnathiformes; Callionymidae. The record is from RefSeq and is a predicted model, not a curated record. Gene Ontology annotation, biological process: tricellular tight junction assembly; establishment of blood-brain barrier. Gene Ontology annotation, cellular component: plasma membrane; tricellular tight junction.
CGCCAGGGACCACGACACCUAGGACACAAAAUGGAGUUGACACUUCCCGGCUAACGAGAAAGUGUUUGAAAAAGUGGAAACCAUUUUUCCUGGAGGACGCGAAAUAAUAUCAAAAUCGACAGAGGAGGGCAGAAACCAAGCCAAAUAUGUUUUGGACGGUCAUGAUCGCCGCCUUAAUGGCAACAGAAUCGGCAACGGCGAUUUCUGUUACCGUUCCUGUGAAGAGGAGCAUUGUCAUCCUCUUCCAGCCAGUCACGCUCACCUGUAACUACCAGACAACAGCCACUCAACCACCCGUGGUCACUUGGAAGUACAAGUCGUAUUGUCGGGAUCCGAUUCAGGCGGCGCUGAACCCCAGCAGUGCAGAGAAUAUUAUUUCUCAAAACAACCCAAACUAUGACCCCAAUAUUGAGUGCGCUGACAGUCAGCGGACGGUGCGCAUUGUUGCAUCCAAACAAGGCAAUGCCGUCACCCUGGGGGCGGACUACCAGGGUCGCCAGAUCAGCGUACAAAACAAUGCUGACUUGCACAUCGCCCAGACAGCAUGGGGCGACAGUGGCGUGUACAUCUGCUCUGUCAUAUCCUCUCAGGAUUUGACAGGAAAUGGAGAAGACUACACCGAGCUGAUCGUCUUGGAGAGAAAGUCAAAUACUACUGACCUGCUGCCUGGCAUUGACUUACUGAUUAUGGAAGACUGGCUCCUGGUGGUCCUGGUGGUUUUAGGCUUCCUGCUGCUGCUGUUGCUGAUCGGCAUCUGCUGGUGUCAGUGUUGUCCACACACCUGCUGCUGCUACAUCAGCUGCCCCUGCUGCCCCGAACGCUGCUGUUGCCCGAGGGCACUGUAUGAGGCGGGAAAAGCAGUGAAGAAAGGCGUGGCCAGUCAGUACGCCCCCACCAUAUACGCUCCCAGUAUGUACGGCCAGCCUGCGUACAGCGGCCAGUUUGUCAACCAGCCUUCCAUCCCGCUGCUCCCUCUACCCAACGGAGUUGGACAGCAGCCGUCCCAAAAUGGCUACGGUCGGGACUAUGACGGAGCAAGCUCUGUGGGUCAAGGCUCCCAGGUGCCUUUGCUGCAAGACCAAGACGGAGGAGGAGACCACACUCGGAGCGGUUAUCGCAUCCAAGUGGAUCCGGAUGGAAAUGCCACACGUGCUAUCUACUACAUGGAGAGAGAGCUGGCCAACUUGGACCCAUCCCGGCCCGCAAACUACAACCGAUUGGACAACAUGAGCGAGGUCAGUUCUCUGCACGAUAACUUGGAUCCUCGAGGUCGCGGAGGACGUUCGCAGCCGCCAGCUCUCGCCACGGUCUACGACCAGGACGAAGCCAUGAGCACCAUCAGCAGCGUCUCGCAGCAGGGCCGUCGCCAUGACGACUACCCGCGCCGGGGUGGAGGCUACAUGGGGGAUCGUGUGCGGGCUCGCUCGAUGGACAACCUGGAUGAUAUCGGGCGCCGCCGAGGUCGUGACGACUACUCGCCACACCGUAGGCCUGAGGAAUUCAGAGGAAGGCGAGGUUCUGACGAUGAAUGGAGCAGCAGCGGCCGCAGCGGCCGCAGCGGCUACGAUCGCGUCUAUGAUGACCGCAGGCGCCGCGACUAUUCCCCAGAUGGCCGCCGUAGGAAUGAGAGCCCAGCUUAUGGCGGCCUGCCAGGGAGACGGAGCCGUAGCCGGGACGACCUGAUGGACCUGGAUCGGGACCGUCGCGGCAGAGCUAACCGAGGUCCUGACUACGAUGACAGUUUCCUGCGGGAGGCCUUGGAGAGGAAGAAGCUGGGCGAGCAGCAGAGAGCACGGAGCAGAGAUCGCCUCGACAGCGAAAGCGACCGCUCCGACCGAGGACGCGGAGCGCGUGGGCCGCCACCCCUCCCGAUGAGUCCGCCUGCUGGCAACCCCGGCAACUACCCCCCUCCCCCACCUCCACCAUACAGCGAGGAUGAGAGUGUGUCGUCCUCCAAGAAAACAAACCUGCGUAAGAAUGGAGCCGUGAGUCGCGAGAGCCUUGUGGUCUAAAACCUCCUGAGACCACGUUUCACCUUUCACCUUUGCAGAAUUCAACUUCAUGUUCCGACUGUAAAUACUGAGACUGCAGAAUAUUUUGCUUUGUUUAUUUUACUCUAAGCAAAUAUGCAAGUGUUUUUUUUUAAUCUUCUGCCAGAGGUGGCGUUAAGAUUUACAUUUUUAAAAACAUGUAUUCACAUUGUGGCUGCCACAAGUGCCUUGAAUUGUACAGUUUAGUUGCAGGAAGAAAGGCUACAGGAAUGCAUUGAUGUGCUCUCUGACACUUUUAGCAUCUUUAGUUUUUACCAUAUUAUGACGUAAGUUUUUACUGUUAAAAUUUGUUAAAUGAGCUUUAGUUGUUCCUUUUUGUCUAUGGUCCUUAAACACAUGUUUGGAUGGGAUGUACAAAAUACACCUUGUACAUAAACCCGUAUGACACCAAAUUUUACAAUAAAGGUCUUGUUCAG